AUGACCGUCCAGUCCCAGUCCCAGUCGCAGGCGGCCGUCGUGCCCCCCUCGCUCCUCGAGCCCAUCGACACGGGCGCCACUGCCUCGACCUCGGCCAGCGACCACUCGUUUGACCGCGCAACGGCCACCGUCCCCGUCACGUCCGUCCCCGAGGUCCUCGCCCCCGUUCUGGAGAAGCUCGCGCCUGGAACCAAGCUCUACCGCGGCUACGUCGACCCCGCCUACGGAAGCACGCGCAACAUGCCCAACGGCGGCUACAUUGCCUCGCUCAUCCUCUCGGCGUGCAUGCAGCACCAGUCCGCCAGCGGCUCCAAGCACCCGGACCCGCACACCAUCACCUACGACUACCUCAAGGCGUGCCGCCCCGCCCAGGAUGUCUACGUCGCCUGCCACGCCGCCCCUCGCGGCUCGGGCGGCUACACGACCGUCACCGCCGCCAUGUACCAAAUCGCCAAGUCCAAGACGGCCGACGCCCCCGCCAAGGCCGUCCAGACCGUCGCGGCCUGGGGCAUGUUUGCCGACCAGUCCAAGCAGAAGGGCAUGACGACGCUGCCCAAGCACUACGGCGAGGUCGGCAAGGUCGAGGACGUCCCCGUCCCGCACCCGCGCUCCUGGUUCCUGCCGCCGGACCAGGCCAUGAUCUCGCAGCAGCUCGACCUGCUGGUCCAGCUCGAGACGCAGCGCAGGCCCUACGCCGACUACUUUAUCCGCUUCCACCCGACGAGCGUCGGCACCCAGCAGGAGGAGUACUCGGACGACGAGACGCCCCCGUCGUCGCCCAGCGGCCCCACGCGCAAGUGCAAGGGCAGCAAGAAGCUGCCCCUCUACUCGCCCCUCUCCCGCCGCAUUGACGCCCUGGCGCUGCCCACGAUUGCCGACUUCCGCCGCCCGGCCAUGGAGAACGUGCUCAAGAAGGACGCCACCUCGCACUACGACGAGCCCACGCGCACCUACGCCUACCCCACGGUCCAGUUUACGCUGCGCUUCCUCGGCAGCGUGCCCCCCGAGACCGAGUGGGUCCACUCGAGCUGGCGCGAGACGCUCAUCAACGGUCGCAUCAUCUCGGACAUCUGCAUCGCCGCAGAGGACGGCACCCCUCUCGCCAUCGGCCAGAUGGACAGCCUCAUGUUUGACAUGCGGUGGUACAAGAUGUGA
Messenger RNA from Pseudozyma flocculosa PF-1, 1155 nucleotides. RefSeq lists its product as uncharacterized. The transcript has a single exon. The record is from RefSeq and is a predicted model, not a curated record. Bases 1 to 1155 code for a protein of 384 amino acids. NCBI's taxonomy places the organism in Eukaryota, Fungi, Basidiomycota, Ustilaginomycetes, Ustilaginales, Ustilaginaceae.